This is a messenger RNA of Chinchilla lanigera (long-tailed chinchilla), 1167 nucleotides long. RefSeq names its product single-pass membrane protein with aspartate-rich tail 1 (gene Smdt1). The record is from RefSeq and is a predicted model, not a curated record. The transcript is spliced from 3 exons. Gene Ontology annotation, cellular component: mitochondrial inner membrane; uniplex complex. Gene Ontology annotation, biological process: calcium import into the mitochondrion; mitochondrial calcium ion homeostasis. Bases 478 to 801 code for a protein of 107 amino acids. Lineage: Eukaryota; Metazoa; Chordata; Mammalia; Rodentia; Chinchillidae.
AUGGACAGCAUUGCCAGCAGGCUGGCAACUGCGUUAGGGCCGGAAAUCCGGGUUCCUUGGCGGUAUGACCACCGGGCCCGGUCUUCCACUGGGCACGUUUGCCAGCCCUGCACGGAGGCCCGCAGCCACCGCCCCAAGCACAGGUGCUAUAUGUAUGGGCAGUGUUCUUUAUACGAUUCAAACCCUAAAGUUUUUAAUUAUUGCUUAUCUCGGUUCCUUAAAUUUAUUUCAACAGUAUCCUGGAUGUCGGGGCGGAAGGAGGAAAUGGGUGUCGGCGUCGUGACCUCAUCACGCAGAGAGGGGGCGACACGCGCCUCUUUCCCACCGCCACGGGAAGAGCGGGCACGGCGCAAGUGUGAGGAUAGGGUUCUCAAGUGCACCCACAACCUCGCGAGACUUGGGCGGUGCCAUUCGUGAGGGCGGGGCCGGGGCCUGGAGGCAGGGUGCGCGUGCCCGGGAGAGGGGCGGAAGUGGAAGAUGGCGUCCGGAGUAGCUCGCUGGCUGGCUUUGGGGACCUUGCGAUCUGGGGCUCUCCAGAGUGGGCCGAACUUGAGGAAGGGUGGCGAUGUUGCGGCCGUCCGGGGCGGCUCAGGUCGGAGCCUGGUAUCGUCGAGGUCAGUCAUCGUUACCCGCAGCGGCGCCAUUUUGCCCAAACCGGUGAAAAUGUCCUUUGGUCUUCUCCGUGUGUUCUCCAUUGUGAUCCCGUUUCUCUAUGUUGGGACGCUCAUUAGCAAGAAUUUUGCUGCUCUACUUGAGGAGCAUGACAUUUUUGUCCCAGAGGAUGAUGACGAUGAUGACUAACAGGACCCCCAGGAAACCAGCCCGCCACAUCAGCUGUACUCCUGUGUCUAUGUGCUGCUCUCACCAAGGUGUCCGAUCACGGAGGCUAGAGGCAACCAAGUCAUCCAGCCUCAUGCCCAGUGUGACAGCGUCUGCACAGACAGCCUCAUCCUGACAUGAGAGGCUCUGAGAAGACAGGAUUUACAGCAAACACCAUCCUUUAAGAAGAGGGAAUGAGCAGGUGGUGUGUACACAUAAACCCCAUUUGUUCAGGCAAAAGUGAGAGACACCACAGAAAACCGGUUUACCAGUGGAAUUCUAUCACACAGCGACCAUCAUAUUGUGAAUUUAUUUGUAUUCUAAAAUAAUUAAAUAACAUGCACCUUU